AUGGGCGGAAUUAUGGGCGGAACUAUGGGCACGCAAUCAAGCGCCCUUCCCUUCGGCGCAAACAGGAUAAGCGAUUAUGGAACGAAGAUCUCUUACGAUCCAACAUGGGAAGGUCCUCUGAAAGCGAAACGAACAGCCGAAAACAUACCCUUCGCAAUUGCUUAUUAUUUGUUCGUCGCCUUAUGGGUCGGAAUAGCUGUCUACGCGCUCGUGAACGGUGACGCCGAUAAGUACAGCGACUUCUACCGUACCUCCGAAGAUUUCGUUCUCAAACAAGGAUGGACUUUGGCCGUGAUAGUGCCUUUGGCCGCUUUUUUGUCGAUAUUGUACCUGUUCCUGUUGAGAAUCGCCGCCAAGCCCGUGGUCUACACGUCGAUCGCGUUGCUCUUCAUCAUGCUGUUCGCUAACGUGAUCCACCAGAGUUACUUGCUGUACUGCAAACAUUCGCACGUGCACAUAACCGGGUUCAUCUCGUCGAUCGUAGUGUUUAUCAUCCUCGUCGUUAUAUUCGUCCGGAAGCACAAGUUCAUCCCGAUGACCUGCGAAAUCGUUCGAGAGGCGUCCAAAGUUAUACUGGCCUUUCCGUUGAUGUUAUUUUUCUCGCUGGUACACUCCAUGCUGAUCGCGGCCUUCUUCAUCUUCGACCUGUCCUUAUUUUUCUGGAUCGAAUCGAUCGCCAGCGAAGACCACUAUCCGGCUUACUUGCCCUUCUUUCACCUCGUCAAUGCCUUGGCUCUCAUCUGGAUCUUCUGCCAUCUGCACGCAUUUUUUGUGGUGUGCGCGUCGGGAGCCUACGGCACCUGGUAUUGGACCAUGGACAAAAAGGAGGUGCCGUUCUUCACCACGCUGCGCUUCAUCUACAUCACGUUCAGGUUAUAUGAUUUCGCAAAAUCAGGAUAUCACAUAGGCCCGACGGCCUUUGGCUCGCUGAUCAUAACGGUUUGCACCAUACUGAACCUCCUGAUCGAACAGGUUUCACCGACAAACGCCGCCGUCGACGGAACUGCCGAUCUCGGCAGUGCCGGUUUGGCUUGCUGCAACGCCGCCAUGUACUGCAUCAGGGUCCUCGUCGAGGCGGUCACCGGCAUGGCUUACAUUCGCAUCGGGCAUCACGGCACCGGCCUCAUCGACGCGGGCCGAGAGGCGCUCACUCUCUUCCGAAGAAAUUACUUGAAGGUGGCCGUUAUCAAUGCGAUCGUGUUCGUUUUGGCCUAUUUUUUGAUUUUCGCGAUCUUCAUUGGUUCGCUUUUAUUAUUUUGGGGACUGCUGAGGUUGUCAUCGGUCGACGUCGAACAAAUAAUAUACCUAUUCGUCGUGCUUGCAAUUUGUCUCUUCAUAGUGAUCUGGUCAAUAGUUAAGUUACUUCAUACAGCUGUUGACAACAUCUUUUUGUGCAUGCUCGAAGAUUACGAGAUGAACGGCGGCAGCCAGAGACCUUACCACAUGUCGAAUAAGUUGAAAGAAUUAGUUCUCGAGAAUAGACUGGAGUAA
Molecule: messenger RNA, 1491 nt
Organism: Trichogramma pretiosum
Lineage: Eukaryota; Metazoa; Arthropoda; Insecta; Hymenoptera; Trichogrammatidae
Product: CTL-like protein 2
Exons: 7
Coding region: 1-1491 (496 amino acids)
Biological process (GO): transmembrane transport
Cellular component (GO): membrane
Molecular function (GO): transmembrane transporter activity
Source: RefSeq, a predicted model, not a curated record